UUAUAAAUACCUCAUUUUACAAUCAUCUUUCAUAAGUCACACUAAAAGAUUCAAGUUAUAGAAAAAUAUCCAUUUUUUUCUAAAAAUUAUUUCAUAUUUCCAAUUUCCAAUGGCCAUUUCUAAAGCUCUCUUUACUUCAUUACUUCUCUCCUUGCUCCUUCUCGAGCAAGUCCAAUCUAUUCAGACCGAUCAAGUGACCAGCAAUGCUAUUUCUGAAGCCGCUUAUUCCUACAAGAAAAUUGAUUGUGGGGGAGCAUGUGCAGCAAGGUGCCGAUUAUCAUCAAGGCCAAGAUUGUGUAAGAGGGCAUGUGGAACUUGCUGUGCUAGAUGCAACUGUGUUCCUCCUGGUACUUCUGGCAACACUGAAACUUGCCCUUGCUAUGCCAAUUUGACUACUCACGGCAACAAACGCAAAUGCCCUUAAUCUUCUUUACACGUCAUUUGUGGGAUUACAACGAGUGUGUUAUUGUUGUUCGUGUAGUAUAUUGUUCUGUAGUAUUGUAUCAAUAUUCAAAAUCCAGUAAAUGUCUCUACUGUACCUUUUUUUUUUUGGUGUAAUAUUUGUUCUGGUUUGUAUUUAUGUAUUGUAUAAUAAGAUGAGGAAUAAAUGAGGUUUGAGUAUACUUUUUA
Molecule: messenger RNA, 630 nt
Organism: Solanum dulcamara
Lineage: Eukaryota; Viridiplantae; Streptophyta; Magnoliopsida; Solanales; Solanaceae
Product: snakin-2
Exons: 3
Coding region: 110-424 (104 amino acids)
Source: RefSeq, a predicted model, not a curated record